Brienomyrus brachyistius is the source of this 5132-nucleotide messenger RNA. RefSeq names its product phosphoinositide-3-kinase, regulatory subunit 5 (gene pik3r5). Gene Ontology annotation, biological process: positive regulation of MAP kinase activity; G protein-coupled receptor signaling pathway. Gene Ontology annotation, molecular function: 1-phosphatidylinositol-3-kinase regulator activity. NCBI's taxonomy places the organism in Eukaryota, Metazoa, Chordata, Actinopteri, Osteoglossiformes, Mormyridae. The record is from RefSeq and is a predicted model, not a curated record. The coding region runs from base 254 to 2788 and encodes 844 amino acids. Gene Ontology annotation, cellular component: phosphatidylinositol 3-kinase complex, class IB. The transcript has 18 exons.
CCUUUCUCUCAGUUCCUGUUUUGUCGCACAGAAGUUCGGCAGACAAUUCGCGUGGAAGGCUGUUUUGCCAAAGUUGUAAGAGCCGUAACCGAAGGAUGUGGUCGCGCUGCUAGUCUGCAUGCUACAAAUGAAAAGACGUCUGGAUUCGGCUUGGAAGAGCGGCAGAAGACAGCUGAGCUGAAGAUUCUUUCUGACCCGAAGGUCAUGAAACAAACCACGGGACGUCUAGGAUAACCAGGGGAGGUGAGCCAACAUGCAGCACACCACAUGCACAGAGGACCGUAUCCACCACGCCCUGGAGAGGUGCCUGGAUGGCCUGGGAACUGGCUCCUCCCUCUCAAGGUCCUCUGGGCUGUGCAUGAACCGCUGGAGUCUGGAGGAGCUAGUGAAGAGGGACCCGGACAACUUUCUCAUUCUCCUCCACCAGAUUCUCAGAAAAGCCAAAGAGGUCCAGGAAACGUCCGAGUAUGAGCUGGUGGCCCCAUUGGCUAUCAUGUUCUCCAACACCCUCCUGCAGACGCCAUAUUUUCCUGUGGACUCCCAGCUCCUAAUGGAGGCCUACGCGGUGUUCCACCGCUUCCUGACGUGGCCGGAGCCAUACUGCAGCGUAUGUCGCAACCUGCUCUCCACUCUCUGCCAGGAGAUGAAGGCCCCAGGUAUCUCCUACCAUCGGCUGGUGAGACAGGAGCAAGGGUUAGUCACACCCAUGCAGAAGUCGAAGACUAUAACGGUGCUCUUGAUGAACCCGGUGGACGUCCCGCCCCAGUUCCUGUCCGUGGUCGAGCAGCUCAGCCAGACCCAUCAAUCCCAGAAGGAGGCCUACAUCACCCUCAUAAAGCAUGCGUACCAGGCAGCCCACGGCACCAAAUACUCACUCCCCUGCAUGCAGAAGGCCCUGCAGGAUAAAAGUUUGGAGGAGCUGAGUCAGAUCUUCACUGCGGUUUCGGAGCUCAUGGAGUCAGCUGCCUCCAUGGAAGAUCCGGAAAAAGCCCGGGCUGAUUUACUGCAAGGCCUGGAAGGACUGAAGGAGAGGGUUGGCAUCCAUGUGUCCAAUGGCAGGAGAUCAGAAGGACAGUUGCAGACUCUCCCUUUGCCAAUCGCCAGAACUUACAUGUACGAGUGGGACAAGGACAAUUUUGAUAUUUUGAACCAGAUUCUGGAAGAUGAGCUCGCACAAAUUCCUCCCGAGGAAGGACUGGACGAGGAUGACGAUGAGGAGGAGGAGAAAGGGGAGCAGGACGAAGAGGAGAUUUCGGAGGAGGACGACGUUGUGACAAACGGCUGUGUAGACCACAGAGCCUCCACCAUCUCCACCAUGUCCACACUAUCCACAGUCUCCAAGGACUCCAUGUUCUCAACGCUCUCGGCCGUUUCGAAUUGCUCCGCGCCCUCCGUGUUGUCGAUGGUCUCCGGAGCAGACAGUGACUUCUGCGAGGACAUGGAAGAUAUCCUGCCAGAGCGGGGCACCAAGACGAAGCCUUGUUUGAGUCAACGGUUUUCCAUGCUCUUCAAGCCGAGAAGCAGCCAUUCCCUGUCGCGCGCCAAAAGCCUCGGCAGUCCCGAGACCAAAGACUUCGUGGUGGUGCGAUCAAAGCGCUCCAACUCUCUUCCCCAGCAUGCCCAACUGCGCAAGCCAGAGCGGUUACCUCUCAAGCCCGUCUGCUUCCGGAGAAGGCCCAUCCUGAGCUGCGACGAGGACAGCAAGUCCACCACCCUCCGUGUGGUGGUGUUUGGUGCCGACCACGCUGCCGGAAAGGUGGCUCGGGCCUACAGCAGCCUGCGUCUGCGGGAGAGCACCAGCCCGCACCUCACUCGGGUUUUUAAGCUGCAGUUCUUCUUCAUUCCGGUGAGAAGGAGCAGCUGCAGCAGCAACAGUGGCGGCUCUUGGAAGACGUCCGAUAGCCUUCUUCGAGACUCCGUCUGCGGGGAGCAGAGCUCGCUUGGCAUGGAGGACAGCACUAAUGACAUUGCACGCUUCAUCGGAAUGCUGGACCCCUGGUACGAGCGCAACAUGCUCAGCCUGCUCAGCCUGCCUAUUGACGUCCUGUGUCAGCAAACCUCAAAAACAGAAACUGACUUUGGUGUCUGCGGCGAACGUCUGUCCAUUCUGGCAGAUCUGGUCUUGUACUACUGUCGCAACGCUGUCCGACCCGUGCUGGUACAACUCUACCAGGCUGAGCUGACCCUGGUGGGAGGAGAUAAGAGGACUGAGGUCUUCAUCCACUCCUUGGAGCUGGGCCAUGCUGCUGGUACUCGUGCCAUUAAGGCUUUGGGCGCCGCCAGCAAGCGCUUUGGGAUUGACGGAGAUCGAGAAGCCGUCCCAUUAACACUAGAGGUGGUUUAUAACAAGGUGGGUGUCAGUGGUCGAAGCCAGUGGAACAGAACAGACAAAGUCUGCACGUCCAUAAAUCUGACCAAAGCCUGCAAGAAGCCAGAGGAACUUGACUCGAAGAUGGAGUGCCUCCAGUUGACGAUGACGGAAGUGUUGAAGAGACAAAACUCGCGAUGUAAAAAGGCAUACAAUCAGCAACUGUCAAUCACGGAGGUGAAAGUGGACAAAGUGCAGGUGAGCGGGGGCAACACCACCUUCGCCGUCUGCCUGGACCAGGAUGAGAAGAAGAUCAUUCAGAGUGUGACUAGGUGUGAAGUGUCUGUGUGCUACAAGCCCGACAUCAUGACAGACCGGAGGCUGCGCAAGUCCCUCUCCACAUACACCGAACCGCUCCACCCAACCUUCUGCUCUCUACUCUGCCUGCCCAUCGCCACCUUUAGCGGGGCUCACCCGUGAGAAAGUUACCCUCCACUGGAGGUCUUCCACUGGACCAAGUUUACAAGAGGUCUAGAAAUUUGUAAAGUUUUUUUGUUUUUUUUUAAAUAUUAUUAUUUGCUUUAUUUAUCAUUCAGGAGAUCAUAUAUUGUCCCACGGAUGUGGGUGAAAGUGCAAUAACUUUAAUAAACCUUGAAUAACAAUAACCUUGAAUCUGACAAAAACACGAGAUAGAUAUAAUUAAUUGAUAGUAAUUCAUUUGAAUGAUGAGAAAAUGAGUCUCAUAUUGGACUCCUGGUGCAAAGUUCACACACAGACACACACACACACACACACACACUUAAUUGCAUUUAUAGGUUAUAGUGAAAUAAUACUUCGUAUGUUAAUCUAAACAAAUACAAAAAUCUAUAAAGUAUAUUAAAUUAUUACAUAUGCAAAAUUAAUCAUAAAAAGCGCUUUAAAUUACGAUGUAAUUCUAACCUUGUCUUCAAUAUAAUUACCGCUUUAUCACUCGUAUGGGGGUCUAUAUGCCUCUAAGACAUCCCAGUUCAUGAAAAUUAAACAUUUGUUUUAUGUAGGCAGCUUUGUUUACUUUGAGAAUAUUACCAGACACUUAUAUACCGAGGAAAAUACACUAAAAAUGUUAAAGCGUUUUUCCUACUAUUGUUUCGCAAUCGUCUAACAUGAGAUAUGAGAUAAAUGAAUGGGCUGUAUUGAAAUGUAUUUUUAGAGUGAAGAUAACUUUUUGCACAUAAUAAUAUGACAUAACAUGACUAUUUCAUUAAAUCCGACCCUUCGUAAGACAUUUUAAUACAUUGAAUGCAAUCUCUGAAAGUGAUCAUCGGCAUAGAAGACUUGUUCUCAACACGAGACAAUCGUCGCGUCACGUGCAAAACGUAUACUACGUCGCUCACCGGAAGCGCGCACUCGUAGAGUCGGCGCGUCUACCGCAGCCUUGCGGCAGAUGCUGGCUUCAACGUUGAUAAACACUGAGCUCCUAGCAGAGCAGCGGUUUUCCCUCUGACAUUAAAAUAUGCCUUCAAACGUACGUCAUUUUGUUCAAUACCUUAUUCAGAUCAUCUGCCGGAAAUUAAACCAUGAUACACAGCUGACUCAUCCGUAUAGAUCUACUGCAUUCUCAUCGUUUUUGGAUGCUUUUUUUUCUUUUAUCCAUACUGUACGUGUUGAUCUCUGUAAAUACUGUAUAUAUACAUGAUACUGUAAAGUAUAUGUGCAUCUAGUCAUAGCUUACUUAAUGCGUGUUGUUCAUAAACUAACAUAUGUGUAUAUAGUGUAAUUUAUUGUUAUUUCGCAUUUUUAUAACUUGUCCCAAUCUUAUUUAACUAACGGGUAGCUGCCUUGUAGGCUGCAUUGUAAAAUCAAAGACCAAACACAAGCUUAUCACAGGAGACAAAGCAAAGGCUCGCGCUCUGUUGUGCAAGUGUUGCAGGAUUGUUACUGAUCACAAACACUUUGCUACUUUAAAAGAAUCAGGACUUGCGGGAUGAAAAUAAAAUGCGGUACACGCAUGGUACAUCAUAUGAAGGAUCGUUUAUCAGAUUUAUAUGUAUGUUUUGAACGGUGUUGAAUUUUGUAUUUUUUUUGUCGAUUUUCUUUUGUGGGAAACAUUUCAGCAUUUUACCUAAAUCAUACGCAAUUAUAUCUUCGUAAUGCACUUGUAUACUUACCAGACCCAUCAUGACUGUUGAAAUGUUAAAUCUUUGAUCGGUGUAAGUAUUUUUUGUUUGCGUCUUAACAUGUGCUGAUCUAUUCUUGUUUAGUGUCUCUAAAUGUAAAUUGGGAUGCCAUUGUUUUUGCAUAAGCUUGACCCCUUCAGCAUGAUGGGGAAAUUUGGACCCUCCUGUAUUUCCUGUAUAUAUUUUUAUUUAUGUUUAACGGUAGUUUUUUUCCCCCCGUAAGCGUUCCCCUGUUUUAGCAAUAGUACUUUUUUGCUGGGCCAUUGAUGAUCGCGUAAGAUAAUCACAUUGGCAAAAAGGUGUUGCUUUUGCCGUCGUUUUUCCGGAUGUUCCAUAAUAUGGUGCCGGAAACAGGAAUCGUAAAUGGCCUGGCUAGUGACUUUGUAACCCUGCCUUCCAGUAAAUACCACACACAACAUGUUCUGUGGGUCUCCAGGUAUGUCAAACCAUAAACACUUAACUUGAGCCAUUGCAUGUCAUUAAAAUAAAUUGAGUUCUCUUCCCACUGGGCACUGAGAAACUUUUACCAUUUGCGUUAUCAAAAGCCAAAAUGAACGUUUUGGGUAACUGUCGCUGUAUUCCUGUCUUAACCAAUGUGUCUUCUCAAACUGCAGUGCAAUUCACAAGUGUACCUCUCUCUCUCUUAAAUAAAACUCAAUUACUUCUCA